AGCUGAUGGGAGAGGGAGGAACUGCUAGUACUCAUGAAGAGAAACAGAUAGAUAGUUUAAUUAAUAACCACUGUCCCAUUUCCCCAUGACCCCAUCCACUCUGUCUAGUUGCUACAUAGAAUCAGCUUGAUGCUUAUUCCCAAAUACUGAUGGCUUCAAAUAUCAAGACACGACCCAGGAGCGUGCAGCGUCUGUUAGAGUAAUAGGUGGGGACAUCAUAAAACUGCACUGUUGAAAGAAAAAGAGCAUUGCUGCUGUUUGCUGAUAUUUUACCUUCAACAGAAUAUUGCUAGAAUACGGUUUCAAAUGAAAGAAACAAGAUUAACCCCAUCAUUCACUUCCAUCCUGGACUGAGGGAUCUUUGGACGCCAAGACUUAACACACAGGCUUCUGAAUGAAUGAGUGGGUGGGCCAUGACGUCAGUGUGGUGGGACCUUUACAGAUCCCACCCAGUGAUGCGUUCCCCCUAUCAGAGAGCUCACACUUUUUUGAUAUUCUGGCAGAACAGAACAGUCCAUUGCUACAGGACCAGGAGGUCAUGCCCUUCACCAGCUAUCCCAGCAUGCAGUACACCUCGGUGGAGCCCUCCAUGUCAUCACCAUCAUACUACUCCAGUCAGCACUGCUACCCACAGUACUGUGGGGAGGAGUGGUACUCUCCAUCCACCGUGUUUGAGAUGAGGAAAGGACCGUUGGAGGGAGGCUUUGAUAAUGAGCUGGACGAGUCUUGCCCUGUUGUCCCGACUGUGUGUAAAAGAUCCAGACACGCAGCCCACUCCGGAAGGAGCAAAGGCGAGGAACUGUGUGUGGUCUGUGGAGAUAAAGCAUCAGGGUAUCACUACAAUGCACUCACAUGUGAAGGAUGUAAAGGUUUCUUCAGAAGGAGUAUUACAAAGAAUGCUGUAUAUAAAUGUAAGAGUGGAGGAAACUGUGAGAUGGACAUGUACAUGCGCAGGAAAUGCCAAGAGUGUCGACUCAGAAAGUGCAAAGGGAUGGGCAUGCUGGCAGAAUGCUUAUUAACUGAAAUCCAGUGCAAAUCCAAAAGGCUGAGGAAAAACACAAAAGCCUCAUCUGACGAAAGUAUAGGGGAUGAUGUUGGUGAUAGUAGAGAUGCUAAACAAAUUGUAUCUACCACUAAACCCUCCAAGGAGAAUAUAGAACUGAGCCAAGACCAACAGGCUUUAAUAAGUUAUAUAGUUGAUGCUCACAACAAACAUCGCAUCCCUCAGGAUAUGGCGAAAAAACUGCUACAAGAGCAAUUUAACGCAGAAGAAAACUUCCUUCUACUGACCGAAAUGGCAACUAGUCAUGUUCAAGUGCUGGUUGAGUUCACAAAAAAUAUACCAGGUUUUCAAUCUCUGGAUCAUGAAGAUCAGAUUGCUUUAUUAAAAGGUUCCGCUGUAGAGGCAAUGUUCCUGCGCUCAGCCCAGGUUUUCUCCAAGAAACUGCCCAACGGACACACAGAGGUACUAGAGGACAGGAUCAGAAGGAGUGGCAUAUCUGAAGAGUUUAUCACACCCAUGUUUAACUUCUAUAAAAGCAUCGGGGAGCUGCAGAUGAUGCUAGAGGAACAUGCUCUCCUCACCGCUAUCACAAUCCUCUCACCAGACAGACCAUACGUAAAGGACCAGCAGGCAGUGGAGCGUCUGCAGGAGCCCAUGUUGGAGGUGCUGAGGAAGGUCUGUAAACUACAGCACCCCCACGAGCCCCAGCACUUUGCACGGCUUCUCGGUCGUCUGACUGAGCUUCGCACCCUCAACCACCAUCACGCAGAAAUGCUGGAGUCAUGGCGCAUGAGCGACCACAAGUUCACCCCCCUCCUCUGUGAGAUCUGGGACGUUCAGUGACUUAAGUGACUCUUCCACGUUCAGUGGAAGAGAAAAUGAGCAAAAAAUGGGCGGUUGAAAGAGAAAUGCUAUAGACUUUUACUAAGCUGCCAAAGAGAGGAGUUUACACACUUUUCAGAGAAGUGGACUGUUAAAGUAUGUAAUGUAAAUGUAAUAUAUUGUCAAACUUCAAGUAAAACAGGAAAUAAGAAGAUUUUAAGACAUUAUCAGCUCUUCAAGAAAAGAUUGAUGUACACGUUGACAUUCUAAUGCCUUUGUAAAUGUUUACCUGGCCUUUGCAACUUGGCACCUUGUUUGUUUAAAAUCUGCUUUCCUUUAUCAGAGGACUUUGUGACUUUUUACAUUUUAUGUGUGUUUGUAUUUUGUGUAAUUCAUCUAAAUAUUUUAAGGUUCUCAAAAUCUGUACAGCCUGACCUGUGGUCACUCUUUUCACUUUUCGAGAAUUAUGUAACCAUUCUUCUUCUGUGCCCAAAUA
Molecule: messenger RNA, 2321 nt
Organism: Sinocyclocheilus anshuiensis
Lineage: Eukaryota; Metazoa; Chordata; Actinopteri; Cypriniformes; Cyprinidae
Product: bile acid receptor-like
Exons: 11
Coding region: 395-1846 (483 amino acids)
Biological process (GO): cell differentiation; negative regulation of transcription by RNA polymerase II; bile acid signaling pathway
Cellular component (GO): RNA polymerase II transcription regulator complex
Molecular function (GO): RNA polymerase II cis-regulatory region sequence-specific DNA binding; nuclear receptor activity; zinc ion binding
Source: RefSeq, a predicted model, not a curated record